This is a messenger RNA of Pteropus alecto (black flying fox), 2141 nucleotides long. It is a transcript of the gene DHRS7B, whose product is annotated as dehydrogenase/reductase 7B. The transcript has 8 exons. Gene Ontology annotation, cellular component: membrane. Bases 157 to 1119 code for a protein of 320 amino acids. The record is from RefSeq and is a predicted model, not a curated record. Gene Ontology annotation, molecular function: oxidoreductase activity. NCBI's taxonomy places the organism in Eukaryota, Metazoa, Chordata, Mammalia, Chiroptera, Pteropodidae.
GGGCGAGGGGCGUUCACAUCAUUUCCGAGGCGGGAGGGUGAAGUUGAUUGACCAUGGUCUCUGCGGCCACCAGGAAAGAGAGGAACACAUGAUUUAUUGCUUUGCAACAUUUGGAACUUCUUUGGGAUCAUAUAUUUUAUUCCAAUACCUUGGCUAAUGAAAAAGAGUCUGCUGAAGGUGAGGGUCAUGGAUUUUAUCACCUCUACAGCCAUCCUGCCCCUGCUGUUUGGCUGUGUGGGAAUCUUCAGUCUCUUCAAGCUGCUGCAGCACAUGCGCAUGAAGGCCUACCUCCGGAAUGCCGUGGUGAUCAUUACAGGUGCUACUUCAGGACUGGGGCGAGAAUGUGCCAGAGUCUUCUUUGCUGCAGGUGCCAAGCUGGUGCUGUGUGGCCGGAAUAGGGAGGCCUUAGAAGAGCUUGCCAGAGAACUUGCUGCUUCUCAAGUCACUGAGGUGCAGACACACAAGCCUUACAUUGUGACCUUCGACCUCGCAGACCCUGGGGCCAUAGUUGCAGCAACAGCCAAGAUCUUGCAGUGCUUUGGCUAUGUGGAUGUGCUCAUCAACAAUGCCGGGAUCAGCUACCGUGGUGCUAUCAUAGACACCACCACAGAUGUGGACAAGAGAGUCAUGGAGACAAACUACUUUGGCCCAGUUGCUCUAACAAAAGCAAUUCUGCCCUCCAUGAUCAAAAGGCGACAUGGUCACAUCGUUGCAAUCAGCAGCAUCCAGGGCAAAAUCAGCAUUCCUUUUCGAUCAGCAUACGCGGCCUCCAAACAUGCAACCCAGGCAUUCUUUGACUGUCUGCGUGCUGAGAUGGAACAGUAUGAAAUUGAGGUGACCGUAAUCAGCCCUGGCUACAUCCAGACCAACCUCUCUCUAAAUGCCAUCACUGCUGAUGGUUCCAAAUAUGGAGUUAUGGACAAGACGACAGCACAGGGCCGAAGGCCUAUGGAUGUGGCCCGAGAUGUUCUGGCUAUUGUGGGGAAGAAAAAGAAAGAUGUGAUCCUGGCUGACCUGUUGCCUUCCUUGGCCAUUUAUUUGCGAACUCUGGCUCCUGGGCUCUUCUUCAGCCUCAUGGCCUCUCGAGCCAGAAAGGAGCAGAAAUCCAAGAACUCCUAGUGCUGCAACAGAACUGGGGCAGGAAGUAGCACCUGCUUGGGAAUGGCUGUUCUACAAGGGAGAGCUGCAUUUGUUGAGACUUUACUGGAUAUUUAUCUCACAGGUAGGAAAGAUAGAAAUACACUUCUACAGUUACACUUCUUUUCCCUGGCAAAGACCCUGCUGGCAGAUAAUUGGAAACAAAAUAGGCAACAGGCUUUUCUUCUCAGGGGUGAGGGGUAACACUUAAGGAAUAAAUAUGGAGUGGGGUUUUAAUGCUAAGAAUAUGAAAUAAAUGAAUUGAACAGUAAGAGUCGUAGUCCUCAAGGACUAGAAGAAUCACGUCUCCUUUGAAUUCCAGACUCUGCCAGCUCCCAGAAAUGUUUCAGUCUUUAACAUCAGAAGACAUCCUGAUAUCACCUUGACCCUGUUGUUUUCAUAUUUAACUUAUCCAAGACCAUUUACCUAAUUGUUUUUGGCAGAGUCCACUUCCAAUACUCAAGGGAGAAGGCUGUAGUUUUAAGAAGUCAUUCAUAUUCCUCCAUUUCCAGGUUCCUACAGUAUCUCAUUCAACACAGCAAAUGGGCUAAUAUGUGAUUGAUCAUUUGACAUAUCCCAAGUGACACCAGAUUUAGUACCUAAAAGGUAUUGCCCAGUUUCCACUGACUCCUACUCAAAGCCCUGUAGGGUCAGGCACCACUCCAACCAGAAGAUGAAUUUACUAAGGAGCCAGCAGCCCAAAGGAAGAGGAAGAUCCCACAUGACUUCAUUAUCCUCUAGAAAAUAAUAUUCAGAAACUCAGGUGGGAAGGGGUUCUAAAGAAGCAUGUGGUCUCUGGUGGAAGCAGCCCGUUUAUUAGCUAUGACAGUUAGAGCAUAGCCAAAAAGGAUGCCUGCAUCCACCUUUCUGAGGUUCAUUGAGUAAGUCAACUUCAUACCUGAAGUUUAGGAUGAAACUUCUCCCAUUAUUGAAGCUGACAAUGGAAAUUGUGGGUCCAUUGUAUAGGCUUCCCCAAGUUGGAAUAAAAAUCUCCUAGCAUAUUA